AUGGUGGGCACCCAGCAAAUUUUGAUUUUUAUGGCGUGGGGAAGGUUUAGAACAACCAGUCUGGAUCUUACAAACAAGGGGCUGCACGUUUCAAGCGAGUGCUUAGUGCAAUCAGAAAUUCCCCAGGAAAAACAUUUUGGGGGAUAUGGGGUUGAGGUUCGAGGGGUAGCUGUAUGUGCAGCUCUUAAGACGAUUGUGAAAUUGAAUCAUUUUGAAAUGGAGGAGAAGCUAUACAGUUAUGCGAUUUGUAAUAAGGCCUUUUCUGAGAGAGGUCAUCUUGUAUGUAAAAUUAGAGUACAUACAAAAAAGAAGUCCUUCAGUUGUGAAAUUUGUAACAAGGACUUCACAGAUAAAUCUAGUCUAGCAAAGCAUAUGAGAGUACAUAUAAAGGAGAAACCAUACGGGGACAAUAGAGUACAUUCAGACGGGAAUCCUUAUGAAUGUGAAAUUUGCAAUAAGGCUUUUUCUGCAAGCGGUAGCCUAGUAGCGCACAUUAGAGUACACACCAAGGAGAAGCCAUACAGUUGUGAAAUUUGUAACAAGGACUUCACAGAUAAAUCUAAUAUUAAAAAAAGGCCCUAG
Molecule: messenger RNA, 582 nt
Organism: Penaeus monodon (black tiger shrimp)
Lineage: Eukaryota; Metazoa; Arthropoda; Malacostraca; Decapoda; Penaeidae
Product: zinc finger protein 570-like
Exons: 4
Coding region: 1-582 (193 amino acids)
Biological process (GO): regulation of transcription by RNA polymerase II
Molecular function (GO): DNA-binding transcription factor activity, RNA polymerase II-specific; RNA polymerase II cis-regulatory region sequence-specific DNA binding
Source: RefSeq, a predicted model, not a curated record